AUGUCUUCUUUACCAACAAGUAUCCCCGUAGGCUCAUGGGUUCUCGUCACGGGUGCCAGUGGCUUCCUCGCUUCUCACAUCAUUUUGCAAUUCCUAGACCGAGGCUUCCGCGUCCGAGGCACAGUUCGAGAUGUCCAACAGUGUCAAUGGCUUCUUGAAGGUCGCUUCAAGAAAUACGCCGAAAACGGCGUCCUCGAGCUUGUUGCCGUCCCCGAUUUCAGCAUUGACGGCGCCUACGACCAAGCUAUCAAGGGCGUUGCAGCUAUCCUGCACACUGCCUACGUUACCAGCAUCGUGCCAGACCCGAGCGAAGUAAUCACCCCGAUGGUAGCUAGCGUUUGUUCCAUUAUACACUCCGCUAUCAAAGAAUCCUCCGUCAAACAGAUCGUAUUUACCAGCAGUGCCAUGGCCACCACUCCGCUCACACAGGAUAUCGACAACGGAACUGUGACUCGAGACUCUUGGAACGAUGCAGUUCUCGAGGCUGCUUGGGCACCCCCGCCGUAUGGCAUGGCUCAUGCCAUGGCGAAUUAUCCUGCUAGCAAAGUCGCUGCCGAGAAGGAAGUUUGGAGACUAGUCGGGGAGAAACAAUUGCCUUUUACUGUCAACGUGGUAUCACCUGCUGGGUUGAUAGGGGAGCCGUUGAACAGUAAACAUAUUGGGGGACAAGCCAACUGGAUUGUGCAUGUUUAUAGAGGGAAUAAGGGGGUGAUGGAUAUGAUGCAAGCUUCAUUCUACGCGGACGUCAAAGACGUAGCAUUAAUCCACAUCGCCGCCAUCCUGGAUCCUGAUAUCAAGAAUGCACGUCUGCAGAGUUGGGGCCACAAAGUGCACUGGAACGAUGUCCUGGCUAUUCUGCGCAAAUUUCGUCCUCAGAAGAAGUUCGUGGACGAUUAUCCGGAGUCUUAUCAUUUGAGAGUGGAGGUUGAUCAGUCCGAGUCGUUGAAGCUGUUGAAGACAUGGGGUGAGAGGGAUGGGUGGACGGCUUUGGAGAAUGCGGUGGUUGAGAAUGUUGAUAAUGCGUUUUUGAGUGAUUAG
This is a messenger RNA of Glarea lozoyensis ATCC 20868, 1038 nucleotides long. Its product is annotated as NAD(P)-binding Rossmann-fold containing protein. Gene Ontology annotation, biological process: steroid biosynthetic process. The record is from RefSeq and is a predicted model, not a curated record. Bases 1 to 1038 code for a protein of 345 amino acids. Lineage: Eukaryota; Fungi; Ascomycota; Leotiomycetes; Helotiales; Helotiaceae. The transcript is spliced from 2 exons. Gene Ontology annotation, molecular function: 3-beta-hydroxy-Delta5-steroid dehydrogenase (NAD+) activity.